AUGAAAGAAGAGAAUAAGCAAACCUUCGUUCUUCUGCACGUGGAUAGAUACAAUUCAUUCAUACAACCAGAGCUAAAAAGUCUUCUAGAUAGUGCGCAAGGAAAAUACUUAAUACAUAAAACGAGUAUUGAGAGAGAGAUAAAAUAUUCCAUAGUCACAGCAUGCCCAUCAACCAUAGAGCAUGUUCUGGAAAAGAGUAUGCUAAUUAGUGAAGCUAUAACAAUGCUUAAUUAUGACCUACUAGAAAAAAGAAACAAUGAUACAAAUGAGAGCACAAACAUGAAUAUAAUAGAAAAGCUAAAUAGAUCUUUAAAUGCAGAUGUUAUUGCAAACAUAAACAGUAAAAUAGAGGGCAAUUAUAAAAUAGAUUGUAUAUGUAGCAGUAAGCCGCAAGCAAUUGAAUAUCUUAUUAAAAAGAUAUGUGUGAACUAUAGAGUGGAUUUGAACAAUCCAGCAAGCACUAUAAGCGUUAUAGAGGACGAUGAAUAUUGCAUGGUGGGCAUGCUAUACAAGAAAAGCAACAGAAAAGAGCUUUUGAAGUAUUCAGUGAAGAACAGAAAAUUUAUAGGAAAUACUUCAAUGGAUAAUGAAAUAUCAUUUAUCAUAUGCAAUAUGGCAGGAGUGUCGGAAAAAACAAUACUUUGGGACUGCUUUGCAGGAAGUGGAAGCAUUUUGCUAUCAGGAGCACUGUGUGGAGCAAUGGUGGCUGGAACAGACAUAAAUGACAAGCAGUUCAGAGGUAGAGAAGUAGCGCAUACAAACUCUAGAAUAAAAACUCAGCUUCCAAAUACAAAUAUCUACAGCAACUUCGAUAUGUAUAACAUAAUUGAUAAAGUAAUGAUGAUAGGAGUGCAUGAUAUAUUCAGUGAAUGUUUAUUUAAGGAAAACACAGUAGAUGUAAUCUUAUGUGAUCCGCCAUAUGGAGAGAGAGAAACCAUUAAAAAGAAAACAACAGAGGCCAAUGAAUAUGUAGAAGGAAACGAUAAGUAUCUUAUCCCCUCAGUUCCUUUUUUUGGGAGAGUAAUUGAAAUAGGAAGAAGUGUCUUAAAGAGCAAGGGGCGAAUAGGUAUAUUCAUGCCGCACACAACAGGAACUACCCCGAAGCUAAGAGAAAUCAAAGGGUUUACUCAAGUAGCACAAGCAGAGCAGUAUUUAAACUCACUUUAUUCCAGAACAUUCUUCCUAUUGGAGAUUAAUAAAUAA
This is a messenger RNA of Nematocida ausubeli, 1203 nucleotides long. RefSeq lists its product as uncharacterized. Gene Ontology annotation, molecular function: nucleic acid binding. Bases 1 to 1203 code for a protein of 400 amino acids. Gene Ontology annotation, cellular component: cytoplasm. Gene Ontology annotation, biological process: methylation. The record is from RefSeq and is a predicted model, not a curated record. NCBI's taxonomy places the organism in Eukaryota, Fungi, Microsporidia. The transcript has a single exon.